Messenger RNA from Triplophysa dalaica, 3928 nucleotides. It is a transcript of the gene slc35d1a, whose product is annotated as solute carrier family 35 member D1a. The transcript is spliced from 14 exons. Lineage: Eukaryota; Metazoa; Chordata; Actinopteri; Cypriniformes; Nemacheilidae. Bases 1680 to 2690 code for a protein of 336 amino acids. The record is from RefSeq and is a predicted model, not a curated record. Gene Ontology annotation, molecular function: GDP-fucose transmembrane transporter activity; antiporter activity. Gene Ontology annotation, cellular component: Golgi apparatus.
GCCACACUUUUUCCAACUAAGUUUUGCUGCUUAAAAAUAAAAUGUAUUAAAAUGUCAGUUUUAUCAAAUCUUAUUGCUGUAUACUGUCAACACAUGUUUAACUAAAUGUUCAUGCUUUUACUAUUAGUUUAUACUUUUGUUUACAGUGAAAAAGGAGAAAUUAGGUUUCAUGACAUUGAAUUUAAAGAAGCAAGGAUCUCUUCGACCUUACGAACCCACCCAACAUAGGAUGAAGUGGUCGAAAGAGGUGUUGUAUUAUGCAGACAGACCUCAUUAUAUAACCUCUCUGUCUUAUUUGGAUGAUUUUCAAAAACAGACCAUCAAUCUUAUUCUUUGGAGGAACGCAGAUUCUCUAAUUGAUGAAAACGUUUUUUAGCAGAAAAUCUCUACCACACCACGGUUUAAACCACUAAAGACUCUUUAUUUUUAUUAAAUUUCUAUUGAUUUCCGAAAGUGUUAAAAAUUCUUAACUUGAGUCGACAAGAAAAAAAAUUAUCAAAAUGGGGCGGUGUAUCACUGUCGUUAAUGGUUACCAUCACAAAAUGUGAAAAAGGAAGUGAUUGAAUCAAAGAUAGCGACUGCUGAAAAGGUCAGCAUUAAUGCGUGAAAGUUAACUGACUGUGGAUUUUUUUUAGGUGGAAAAGAUGCCUACUUUAGAUAUCAUAAAAAAAGUCAGCAGUUCUACCUUGGUGGGUGGGGCUCUUUCUAACACCAAAAAAACUCAACAGUACUCAAGCUCAUCAAACAACAAUAAAAACAUGAUCCUCGGUGCAUUUAUAGGCGAGUCUGUUUCUUGUAAUGUGAGAACAUCACACAAUGACAGUCUUUGUUGUGGUAUUAAGUCAUUUCCAAUAUGUAUUCAAUCGCAUGUGCUCUGCUCAAAUAACAUAAAGCUAAAUGACUGUCAUACUGUUUUAUGUUUAAUGCGUUAUAAGAGUGUGGUAAGCCCUUUAUACUACCAGGCUCAACUGGAGAAGUCAUCUCUCAGUUUCAUCAAGAGAUAAUGCUCAGAAUUUGUCCUAGUGAGCCUUACAACAGGUGGGUCUUUUAAAACAAAGAUGCUUUUAUCUCAAAAAAGCAAGGAUAGUUUUAUGAAUUGUGGGUGUUCCAUUUAUUUUGACAUGUCUUUGACUUUUUUCAGAACAAAAAACAGUCCUCCUGAAAAGAACAGUAACAAAGACUUUGUUCUUGAGCAUGUCCCACUUUGCUUUGAUGAUGAGCUGGAGAGACAGAAUGUGAAAGUUCUCACAGCUAGACCUCCCACAGUUCACACUCUGCCGAUAGUCAGUGAGACCUACCCUGUGAUAUACAACACAUAUCAGUACCAGCACAAGCCCUUCAAAAGCCCAGGAUUACACUUUCUGGAAACACCAAAGCCCCUGCUCCAGAAUUGUUGUGUCCUAAACAAUAAAUCCCAUUCUGCGGUCAUAAGAAACACAGAUUCCAUGCAAGAUCCACGCAGCAAGAGAAUAGUCAUCUUGAGGCCACCUAGUGGAUCCCGGCACCGAAAAACACGAGUACAAAAAACACGGAGCGCACGUGUAGCCACAGGGCGGCGAAAGAGAGCGCCACUCUUUCACAUGCAAAUGAGAAUGUCGUCACAGUAUACGUAGCUUGGUAAACAUGGCGGAAGUUCAGAGGCGUCAACGUGGGGAGGAAGAAAGGCGCUGGUGCCCCGAAUGAAGCAAUGUGAGGAGGGGGAUGAAGAGGAGGGGAUGGCGGACCAGAGUCUAACGGCAUUUGUAAAGCUUUUGGCAGCAGCCUUUUACGGAAUCAGCUCUUUUCUCAUAGUGGUAGUGAAUAAAAGCGUCCUGACCAAUUACAGGUUCCCCUCAUCAAUAUGUGUUGGCAUUGGUCAGAUGCUGGCAACAGUGGUUGUGUUACGGGGGGGAAAGGCCCUCCGGGUGAUCACCUUCCCUGAGUUUGAUAGGAGCAUACCCAGGAAGACAUUUCCUCUACCUCUUCUUUAUGUAGGAAAUCAAAUAACGGGACUCUUUGGAACAAAAAGGCUUAACCUGCCAAUGUUUACAGUAUUGAGGAGGUUUUCUAUUUUAUUUACUAUGCUUGCAGAGGGGUUUUUGUUGAAGAAGACAUUCUCUCGACCAGUUCAGCUCACAGUAUUUACUAUGAUACUUGGGGCCUUUGUCGCAGCAAGUGCUGAUUUGGCCUUUGACCUCCAAGGGUACGUGUUCAUCUUAAUGAACGAUGUCUUAACUGCUGCCAAUGGGGCGUUUGUGAAACAGAAACUUGACUCCAAGGAGCUGGGCAAGUAUGGCCUACUCUAUUACAAUGCUUUAUUUAUGAUUCUUCCAACUCUACUUUUGGCACAUGUCACUGGGGACAUUGAUAAGGCUUUUGAUUAUGAUGGUUGGUCCGACAAGCUAUUUAUAGUGCAAUUUAUCCUUUCUUGUAUAAUGGGGUUUGUUUUAAUGUACUCCACUGUACUUUGCACACAGUAUAAUUCUGCACUCACUACUACCAUUGUGGGCUGCCUAAAAAAUAUAUUAGUGACAUACAUUGGAAUGGUGUUCGGGGGGGAUUACAUUUUCUCAUGGGCAAACUUCAUUGGACUAAACAUCAGUAUUGCUGGCAGUCUGGUGUACUCGUACAUUACCUUCACAGAGGAGCAGACCACCAAACAGAGCGAAAACGCUAACAAACUGGAGGUCAAAGGGAAAGUGGCUGUAUGACCGGUGCUUGGACACUUUCAUCACGCACAAAACUGGGUCGUUGAGCUUUAAGGGGUAGCCAGGGAACUCAAGUCUGACAGAUCUUUUUGUGACAUGAAGAUGUUGACUGUGCAGAACAUCUUUUUAAAGGAAACAUACAGCAGGAACAGACUGAAAUUGGUUUUCACUCCUAUGAAGGAAUUGUGCCGUCUUUGUUUGAAUGUUUGUGGGACUAGUUUAUGUCCUAAAACAAACCGCUUGUCUAAGAUUUGAGCUGCUGUUGAACUUGACACAAAUUGGGAAUAAUGAUGGUCAUCAGUGUUGAAACAAGUGUUGUAUUAUCUAUUGAAGAGUGCUUUUAGAUAUUUAGUUCAGCUACUAUUUAUUUUUAUGGGAGUUUUUAGAUUUUAGUACAUUUUUAUGUUUUUUAGUUUAAAAAGGUACUUUUAUUUGUUAUGAUGUUUAAAUGGUUUUGCAAUAGUUAAGUGUUUUCUUCAUAAGUUUCAAGAAUGUUACUUUUUUGUGUCCACAGUUUUAUGAAAUUGGACAUUUUAUUGGUAUACGAGAGGUUUGCAGUAACUCCAUUUGUCUUGUACUGAUGGAAUCAUGGUUUGUGUAAUGUAAAAAAACAAAUGGUGUAGUAAUCGCACUUUAACGGUAUACUUAUUUUAUCAGUUUUGUCACAUUUGAUAUUUGUUAGUAAUUAUAAUACAAGGUACAAGGACUGUAUUUAGUAUUUUGAUCUGUCUUUGUCAAAUGUGGCUGUAUUCGGAAUAAAUCUGAAAAAGAAUGUACAGGAUAUUUAAGUAUGAAGUUUGUAUUUUUUUACCAGUUCAAAAUGCCAGUCUAAUAAUGACAUCACAGGUUUAUUCUCAGUUUUUGCGUGUUAUACAUCUGGAAAAAGAUGUAUUCUGAGAUUAUGAAAUGAUAACCUCUAUUCACAAUAAUUAAUGGCAAUUUUAGAACAUAUACUGUUGCCUAAAAAGAUUGUCAUUUUAUCGAAAGGCUUUAUGGUACUGAUGCUGUUCAAAGACCUACUGUUAUUGCAAACGCUUGUAAUGUGAUCAUUUGUUUAGAAUGUCUUGUAUUUGAUUUCAGUUCAGUUUAGUUUAAUAAAAAACACAUUUUGUUAUUCAUUUCAAUAAAAUGCUCAGUGAUGAGAAACAAGUGUUUUUAACUUAUACCUCAACUCCAUAUAUGUCCAUUUUAUUUUCUGAUUCAUCUAUUAACCACAAUAAAUAAACAGUCAUCUUUUUUCA